AUGCAAAGUGAUAGGAACGUGGCAAAAGUUGGUUGGAAAAAGGCGUCAGCUGUCUUCCUAGUUCCUGUCGCUGUCCCGCCCGCCUCUGCCCGAGCAGGUGGGGCAGGUCCCGGGACUGGACGGGCGAGUCUGAGUCGGAGUCUGAGGGUUGAGUGCGCUCCAUACGCGCUGCGGGACACCAUGUUCAAGAAGAAGAAGUCCACGGCCACCAUCACGCAGCCCAAAAGCACGGCUCCGUCCACAGAACUCAGCGCUCUGAUCGAAAAGCUGCAGAAGAAUGCUGACAAAGUGGAGAAGAACAUCUACGAGGUGGAGCAGAACCUCAACAAGGAUGUCUCCAAAAUCAACGAGGGCAAGCAGCCGCUGUACCAGGACGACACCAACAAGCGCAUCCUGAACUCCCUGGAGCUGCUCAUCGGCCUGGACGAUGACGCUGCCAAUGCCAGGAGGCUCCAGCACCCGCAAGCGGAGAUGAUCGGACAGGAUAUGAAGCAGCUGCGGGAGAGGGUCAUGAAGCUGAGAGAGGACCACGACCGCAUCUACCACCUGAUCCGCACCGAGGGCACGCCCACCAUCAACUGGGGCAACAUGAUCGACGAGAAGCAGGACAAUCUGAGGAACAAAGGCUUCGGGCAGGACUUGCCGUCUGUGGAGCAGGAGGUGGAGGAGCACAACAUCUUCCACAGUGAGGUCGAAGCACUCGCCCCUCACCUGACCAAGAGCGGGGACAAGGAAUAUGUCAACAGCCUGCAGAGCAAGUACAGCAAACUCCUGGCCACCUCUAGUGCGAGGCAGAGAAACCUCCUGAGUCUGCGGGACUACAUGCAGCGCUGCACCAAUGAGCUGUACUGGAUGGACCAGCAGGCCGAGGAGAGGACCAACUACGACUGGAGCGACAACAACCUGGACUACCCCGCCCGACAGAGGCAGUAUGAGAACUUCAUCUCUAAGUGUCUGGAGUCAAAGGAAGGGGCAAUCACCAAACUCAACGACGACGGAGAAAAGCUGAUUGCUGCAGAUCAUCCUGGGAAGAACGUAAUCGAGGCUCACAUGGGGGCUGUCCACGCCGACUGGAAGGAGUACCUGAACCUGCUCAUCUGCGAGGAGACGCACCUGAAGCACAUGGACGAAUACCACAAGUACCACAAGGAGGCGCGCGACACCCAGGACCUGCUGCGCCGGCUGGACUCCGAGGUCAGCCAGAAGUACAACCCCGAGUUCAAAGACGUGUACCAGACGGAGGGGCUGCUGCGCGAGCUGGAGGACCAGUCUUUGGCUCUGGACCACUUUGAUGAUCGGGUCAAGGCUCUGCAGAAGCGCGGCCUCCAGGUGCUGCCCCUCAAAUACAGACGAGAAACUCCCCAGAAGCUGCUGCCCGUCGAGGCCCUGUGUGAGAUCGACACCGACGACGGCCAGAUCCAGCGUGGAGAGAGGUACACUCUUCUGAGGAACAACGGGACCAAGUGGGAUGUGAAGGACGCGGCGGGCCGAAAGAUGGUCGCCCCCGCGGUCUGCUUCAUGAUCCCGCCCACCGACCCCGAGGCCUUGGCCAUCGCCGACAACCUUGCCAGCCAGCAAAAGGCCCUGAAGCAGAAGAUGUCUGGCAGCAAAAGCACUCUGCAGAAGCGUUACGAUGAGCUGAGGAAGGAGAGUUCUGUGAGCUCAGCUGCAGGCUCUGAGGAGCAGCAGUGCAGGCAGCUCAUGGCGGGCCUGGAUAAGGUCAUCAGUGACUUGGACAAACAGGAGAAGGUCAUAAACAGCAGAGUGCGCCCCCCACUGGAGCAGAACAGGCCACUGCAGGACAGCGCUGACCGGCUGCAGGACAUGAAGGACAUCUCCAAUGCGGUGAGCAGACUGGAGCCAGAGAAGAGUUCCAAAGUGGAGGAGGCCAAGAGUUUCCUGGUGUCCAGUCCCACGUGUGCCAGCGCUCCACAGCUGCACAGCAAAGUGGACGAGACCAACAAGAAGCACAGCCGCAUCCUGGAGCUGCUGCAGUGCUCUCAGGAGAAGAUGAAGAACUCUAACCAGCUGGAGACCUCCCUCCAGAACGGGAAGAACCUGCUGUCCAGCUACGAGAACCGGCUGGCACGAGAGGAGGUGGCCCCAGCCGACCUGUCCUCUCUGGAGAAGACUCAGCGCGAGCUCGGGGACAUUUCCUCUGACCUGAAGUCCAAGAGGUCAGCCAUCACGGAGACUGAGCAGAACCUGCGCCUGGCUAAAGGCAGCUGCGACACCAUGGCCGCCAAGUUCCAGGAGCACUGUCCAGAUAUCGAGAGGCAGGAGGCCGAGGUGCAGAAGCUCAACAAGCGCUUCAACAACCUGAGCCGACAGGUGGACACCAGGUCCCAGUGUCUGCAAAGGGCUAAGAUGUCGUACAAGAAUUACCACAACGAUUACGAUAACUUGAACAGCUGGCUCUCUCGCAUCCCGAACUACGAGCCACGUGAAACAGACACAACCGCUCAAGUGGAGACCAAGCUGAAGAACCAGAAGAACCUACUCUCGGAUAUCGCAAGGAAGGAGUCCGAUCUGAACAAUGUCUCCAAAAAUGCUCAGCUUUACCAACAGGCCGUCAAGGAUUAUGAGAACGAAACAGAGAAGUUCCGUGCUCUGCUGGACAUUGAAGAUGGACUUGUGCCACAGACGUAUAAGAGGAGCCGGUUGGAAUCCCCCGCACACACAGUCAAAGCAGAGGAAGCUGCCAUUGAAUCAAAGUUCACAGAAGUGAAUGCGGUCAACAGGCAAAGGAUGCAGAAUCUGGAGUUCACCCAAAGUCUUCUCAAACAGCAACCAGAGCUCACAAUAACUAGCACCAACGUCCAGUCAGUGCAGGCAGCCCCUGGAGAGGAGCCCUGGAGGUACCGCAAGCAGCUUGAGGAUGAGGUCCAAAGAAGGGAGCAGAUGGAGAAAGAAGUGGAAUCCAUCCAAGCAGAGAUAUACAGGCUUGAGGGACAGAAACCACAGGAUACUAUAGUCAAGAAGGAGCUGAUCAAGAAAGUCCCUGAUCCACAGCUGGAUGAAGAGGUCCAUAAAGUCCAGCAGAAACUGUCAGAAGAACGACGAACCACACAUAUUCUGGAGAACGACCUGGAAGUGCUCAAGCUCAGGCUGCGUGGCCUUGAGACCGAGAUGAAAGAAGGGGCUCAGCAGUACACUGUCAAAGAGGUGUUGCGUAUAGAGCGAGACCGAGGCCAAGAGGAGGAGAUCCGCAAGCUCCGUGAGGAACUGGACGAGCUGAGGAGACAGAAGAUUGUUAAAGACAACGAGUUGGUUCUAAUUCAGAAACAAGUGGUGCUCCUGGCUGAAGAGAAGAACAAAGAACAAGAGAUCAUCACCGAAGAGGAGGUCAUAAAAGUCCAGAACGAUCCACAGCUGGAGAGUGAGUAUCGCAUCCUUCUCGACCGAAGACAGCAGGAAACUGACAACAGAAAGAAGCUGGAGGACGAGCUGGCCUUCCUCCAGGACAAACUCAGAAGGCUGGAGAAAGAAAAAUCCAUUGCAGAAGAAACCAUUUCUAUCAAAGAGGUCCUAAAAGUGGAGAAAGACAUGGUUCUGGAACGGGAAGUGGAAAACCUCCGCCGACAAUAUGAGGAUGAAAAGGCAAGAAGGAGAGCAUCACAGAGAGAGAAGACUGACUUCCAAAGAAAGAUUACUAGCUUGGAGGAGGAGAAGUCCAAAGUUAUUGUUCAAGAAAAGGUUCGUGAAAUUGUUCGUCCGGACCCAAAGGCUGAGAACGAAGUGGCAAAUCUCCGCCUGGAACUUGUGGAGCACCAGAGACGCUUCAAAGACUCCGAGCUCCAGCUACGAUCCCUGCAAGAUGAGCUGACCAUGUUGAGGAACCGGGGCCCUCAAGUGGAAGUGAGGGAGAUCAUCAAAGAAGUAAUCAAGUACAAAACCGAUCCUGAAACUGAGCGCGAGCUGGAGAGGCUGCGUAACGACAUAGUGGAUAAAACACACCAGACGGAGAAGUCUGAGAUGGAGAUCCGGACCCUUCGGGAGGAUAUUCAAAGAUGGAGGGAUACCAAAGUCCAAGUGCAAACCAAGGAGAUAGUGAAUGAAGUGGUGCAAUUUAGAGAAGACCCCAAAACCAAAGAGGAAAUCGAGACCCUCAAAAGGAAGCUGUCGGAGGAGCAGAGAAAGCGACUCGACCUGGAGAGAGAACGGGCCGAACAGGAGGAGAGGAUCAGGCUGAAGAAGCUGGACCUGUCUCAAGUGCGCGAGAAGAUCGUCCAACAGGAGGUGGUUAAGAUGGAGGAGGAUCAAAUUCUCCGAUCAGAGUGUGACACGUUCCUGCAAAACAUCAACAAUGAGCAGAAGCAGAAAGAAAGCCUGAAGACCGAGCUCUACCAAUUGCAGAGGAAGAUAGCUGACCUCGAUCUGCAGCUGGAGGAAUUGGAGCGGGAACGCAAAUCGAGGCGUGAUGCUGAGCUGGAGAUUCAGCGCCUGCGGAUCAGGUUGAGUGAGCUGGAGAUCCGCGACAAAGAGAACCGCGAGAAGGUGACGGUCAAACAGAAGGUCGUGCUGCAGCAGGACCCUCAGCAGGAGAAAGAGCACUGCAUCUUGAAGCUCCAGUUGGACGAGGAGAAGCACAAACGCACUCUGCUGGAGAAAGAGAUGAACGCUUUGAUUCAGCAACAGAUGACCAUCGAGAAGAUGGACGUGAAGGAGAGGGUGGUCCGUACAGAGAAGGUCCAAGUGGAAGCAGAUCCAGAGGCCCAGCAUGAAAUCGAGAACCUGAAGAGGGCGCUGGAAGACGAGAAAAGAAGAAAGCGUGAGCUGGACGUGGAGCUCUCAACUAUCACCUCCAGAUAUUCAGAAAUGGAGUUCACCAACACCAAGUCCACGAAAGAGCUGGACUACAUCCGCGACGAGAGCAGCAGACUGCAGCAGGAAAACCAGAGGCUUCAAAACGAGAUCCGCAAACUCAAGUCAGAGAUCGAAAUCACGAGCAAGGAGACACGUCUGAUCACAGAGACGUCCCCAAGGGAGGACGGGCGAAGCCUGGAAAUGCGGCUGGACUCGCUGCAGAGAGAGCUGUCGGAGCUGCGGCGCAUCACCCAGCAGAAAGACGAGGAUAUCGAGAGGCUGCAGAAGAGCCUGGCAGCCGUGCGCAUCAAGAGGGAACAGCGCGAGAGCCACCUGCGCAGGUCUAUCGUGGUCAUUGACCCCGACUCGGGCAAAGAAAUGAGGCCAGAGGAGGCAUACAAGCUGGGCCUCAUCGACUGGAAGAUGUUUGUGAAUCUACAGAGCCAGGAGUGCGACUGGGAGGAGAUCACAGUCAAGGGCCCGAGCGGCGAGUCAUGCGUCCUCCACGACCGCAAAUCGGGUAAAAAGUUCUCCAUCGAAGACGCUCUGAAAUACGGCCACAUCACAAAUUAUCAGUAUCAGCAAUAUUUGAGAAAAGAAAUAUCAAUCCAGGAGUUUGGUGCAUUGGUUUCAGGGAAAAAGUGA
Messenger RNA from Knipowitschia caucasica, 5451 nucleotides. NCBI's taxonomy places the organism in Eukaryota, Metazoa, Chordata, Actinopteri, Gobiiformes, Gobiidae. The record is from the annotation of a GenBank genome assembly.